Messenger RNA from Helianthus annuus (common sunflower), 2184 nucleotides. RefSeq lists its product as uncharacterized. The transcript has 2 exons. NCBI's taxonomy places the organism in Eukaryota, Viridiplantae, Streptophyta, Magnoliopsida, Asterales, Asteraceae. The record is from RefSeq and is a predicted model, not a curated record. Bases 1 to 2184 code for a protein of 727 amino acids.
AUGACGUUGAGAAGCGGCAAGACCGCUCAAGCCAUCCCUCCGGCUGUUUCAGAAAAGCCAGUCGAUGACGAGGAGGUUGAUGAGGAGAUUGAGGCUGAGUCUCCGGGUGAGGUGCAACAGAGGCGAGUCCCAGCAAGUACCGCACGACCCAAGGAGCCAGUGAGAGAGUAUGUCCCUCCCAUUCCAUAUCCGAGGAGGUUGAAGAAGCAGAAAAUGGAAGAACACUAUGGUAAAUUCCUCGAACUUUUUAAGCAACUUCAUAUAAAUUUACCAUUUGUCGAGGCACUUGCUCAAAUGCCUAAGUAUGCCAAGUUUCUGAAAGAUAUCCUAUCCAACAAAAAGAAACUUGAGGAGCUUUCACAGGUGACCUUGAAUGAAGAGUGUUCAGCGGUUCUUCAGAACAAACUACCGAAGAAGAUGAAUGAUCCUGGGAGUUUCACUAUCCCGUGUUUGAUCGGUAGUUUGUCGGUCAUCAAUGCCUUGGCUGAUCUUGGAGCUAGCAUAAACCUCAUGCCAUAUGCGGUUUUUGCUAAGCUAGACAUGGGAGAGCCCAAGCCGACUCGUAUGAGCAUUCAGCUAGCCGACCGUUCAGUGAAGUACCCUCGAGAAAUAGUUGAGAAUAUGCUGGUGAAAAUCGACAAGUUUGUCUUUCCUGUCGAUUUCGUGAUUCUAGACAUGGAUGAGGACAAAAAUGUUCCACUUAUCUUAGGUCGCCCAUUCCUGGCCACUGCGAGAGCCAUGAUUGAUGUCUGCACUGGUAGACUUACUCUUAGGGUUGACGAUGAGGAGGUGACCUUUGACAUUGGGAAAUCCAUGCAACACUCACAAAGUCAAGAUGAUACACUCUACUUCAUUGAGACUAUCGAUACGUAUGUGAGUGAUCAUCUUCAUGCUACAUUCGAGGAGGAUGUUGUGGACACACAGCUGCUAGGAGGGGACACUUUUGGUUCGCCCCGUGUGGACCGAUUAGUUGAGGAGGUGACCUGUCUGAUAGGUCACGCGUCUCCCCCGUGUCCCGAGGUUUUUGAGGUUGUGGAUCGCGUUACUGAGCCUAAAGCACGCCCUUCUAUUGAGGAUCCACCUUCGGUUGAGCUUAAGGAGCUCCCAGAUCAUUUGGAGUAUGCUUUCUUGAAGGGUGAGACUCAUCUGCCCGUUAUUAUUUCUGGCAAAUUGUCGAAGGAAGAGAAGGAUCGAUUGCUUGAAGUCCUGAAGCAGCACAAGAAGGCGAUUGCUUGGAAGAUUAUGGAUAUAAAAGGGAUCAAUCCAUCCUUUUGUACCCAUAAGAUCUUGAUGGAGGAGAACUUUAAACCUGUAGUACAGCACCAGAGGUGUUUGAACCCCAACAUGCAGGAGGUUGUGAAGAAAGAGGUUAUCAAACUACUUGAUGCAGGUUUGAUAUAUCCGACCUCUGAUUCACCGUGGGUUAGCCCUGUACAGGUAGUCCCGAAGAAAGGAGGCAUGACAGUGGUGACCAAUGAGAAAAACGAGUUGAUUCCUACUCGUACUGUCACCGAAUGGAGAGUUUGCAUUGACUACCGCAAACUCAAUGAUGCCACGAGGAAGGAUCAUUUCCCACUGCCUUUCAUUGAUCAGAUGUUGGAGAGGUUGUCGGGAAGGAUGUACUACUGCUUCCUCGAUGGUUUUUACUGGCGAUUCAUAAAGGACUUUUCCAAAAUCGCUUUUCCCAUGACUCAGCUCCUCGAGAAGGAUGCCCAGUUUGUUUUCUCCGAUGAGUGCCUUCGGGCAUUUGAGCUGUUGAAGGAGAAGUUGGUGAAUGCCCCGAUCAUGGUUGCUCCCGACUGGGAGCUGCCAUUUGAGUUGAAGUGUGAUGCGAGUGACUUCGCAGUCGGGACUGUCUUGGGUCAAAGGAGAGAUAAACACUUUCACCUGAUUUACUAUGCGAGCAAGACCUUGAAUGACGCUCAGGAGCACUACACCACGACAGAGAAAGAGCUCCUAGCUGUGGUCUUUGCCUUCGAUAAGUUUCGGUCAUAUCUUGUCCUUUCCAAGACCAUUGUGUACACGGAUCAUGCAACACUUCGGUAUCUUUUUAGCAAGCAAGAUGCUAAACCGAGACUGAUAUGUUGGAUUUUGUUGCUGCAAGAGUUUGAUAUUGAAAUCCGUGAUAAAAAAGGGGCUGAGAAAUUGGCAGCCGAUCAUUUGUCUCGACUUGAGCAUUCCUAG